Molecule: messenger RNA, 2112 nt
Organism: Exophiala spinifera
Lineage: Eukaryota; Fungi; Ascomycota; Eurotiomycetes; Chaetothyriales; Herpotrichiellaceae
Exons: 1
Coding region: 1-2112 (703 amino acids)
Biological process (GO): fatty acid beta-oxidation using acyl-CoA oxidase; lipid homeostasis
Cellular component (GO): peroxisome
Molecular function (GO): fatty acid binding; acyl-CoA oxidase activity; FAD binding
Source: RefSeq, a predicted model, not a curated record
AUGGCCGACUUCACUGACAAACUGAGACCUGCGGACCCUCAGGGUCCUGAUAUCCUGGCCCAAGAGAGAGCCAGCUCAAACUUGAACACCGAGCAACUGGCACAGCAUCUCCUUGCGAGAAACGACUUCCUCGCUCGCCAGAAGAGGAUCUUGUCGAUACUCGAGCCGAUCCCGUACUUUUGUAAGAAGAACCAAUUGAACAUGGCCAGACCGGACAGAUACCACCUGGGGCUUGCUCGAGCAAAGACCCUGAGGAGGCUGUCUCUCAAGCACGGGUGGGACCGCGAUGACUAUAUCAUGGCGGAUUAUCUGACAGACGAGAUGGCGCCCUACGCUCUGCAAGCAACCAUGUUCGCCACCUCGAUCCGCGAGCAGUGUAACGACGAGCAGAGGGCCUACUGGCUUCCCAAGGUCGAGAAGUGGGAGAUUAUAGGUUGCUACGGACAGACCGAACUCGGCCAUGGCAGCAACGUCAAGGGCAUCGAGUGUGAGGCCAGAUGGGAUCCAAAGGCGAAGCAAUUCAUCAUCCACAGUCCGACCAUCACCGCGAGCAAGUGGUGGAACGGGGCGUUGGGCCGCACGGCAAACCACGCCAUCGUCGUCGCUCAGCUCCUGUUGCCGGACUCAAGUACUGGCAAGUACAAGUCAUACGGCCCUCACCAGUUCAUCGUCCAGAUUCGGCACAUGAAAACCAACAAGCCGCUUGACGGGAUUGUGAUUGGCGACAUUGGUCCCAAAUACGGCUACCCCGGUAUGGACAACGGCUAUAUGCUCUUCGAUCGCUUCAGGGUACCACAUUCGGCGCUGCUUUCAAAGUACUCGGGAGUCGACCCUGAGCGUGGCACCUAUAUCAAGCCCAAGAACCCGGCAGUGGUAUACGGAUCCUUGACGUUUGUCAGAGCCCAGAUCAUCAUGCAUGCACGAUUGGUGCUGGCUCGAGCCGUGACGAUCGCGGUACGCUACCUAUCCAUACGAAGACAAUUUGCAGAUCGCGACGCGAAGGAUAUCGGGGCACCCGAACAGGCUGUGUUGAAUUAUCCCACCGUGCAGAUUCGGAUCCUACCUCUCCUGGCCACAACCUUCGCGCUGCACUAUACCGGCGAAGCCAUGUACAAGCUAUACUAUGGCACUCGGGAGGCGAUCGAGAAGAGCGGCGACUUUUCCAGACUUGCCGAGAUGCAUGCCGCGUCGUCCGGUCUCAAGUCCCUGUGUACGACGUUGGCAGCAGAUGGUAUCGAGACGUGCCGCCGCGCCAUGGGCGGUCAUGGCUUCGGAGGCGGCAGUGGCAUGAUCGCUCUCAACAACGAGUAUCUCUCCAAGCCGACCGUCGAAGGCGACAACUGGAUGAUUACACAGCAGACGGCCGCGUACCUGAUCAAGAGAAUGACGGAAGUGGCCGCGAAGCCCAACAUGAAGCCCAAGGAGACGGUCGACGUUCAGUUCCAGGAAUUCGUGGCUACCAAGGCCAGGUCGCGUGAUUACGACGUCCUCGGACAGGAAAGCGACCUCGUCCAGGCGUUUAAGCACAGAGCAUCGUAUCUGUCUUACCAGGCUUACCAUGCGAGAGUGGUCGAAAAGAAGCCGUGGACCAGUUUGAUGAUCCAGCUUCAUAGGCUCAGCAAAGCACAUUCCGAAAGUCUGCUCGUGUCCAACUUCUACACCGCCGUCUUCGAAUCGCCACCGAGCCCUCCCCUCGAUGCAACUGCGAUUGAAGUCAUGAAGAAGUUGUUCAAGCUGUUCGCGCUCUUCACGCUCGACGCCUCUGCUUCCGAGUUCCUCCUCAGCAAGGCACUGACGGUCGACCGGUUGGCGAUGGUCACGCCAGCGAUACAGGAUCUCAUGACGCAGGUCCGCCCACACGCAGUCCGGCUCGUGGAUGCUUGGUCCAUCCCCGAUUACCUGCUCGAAAGUGCCCUGGGUAGUUACGACGGCGACGUGUACAAUCGGCUGUACCGCAAAGCCCACAAGGAGAACCCGUUGAACAAGCUGACCUUUAACCCGGACUGGAAGACCGAGGAAAUCAUCAUGGGCGAAGGGGAAGAGAAUGCGAGGAGGCGGUUAGAGGCAUUGGCUCUGGGCACAACUGAAUACGAUGCGAAGCCAAAGCUUUAG